UACGCACGCACGAUGCGCCAGCGAAAGCGACCGCUCAUUGACACGCCAUUUACUUUUAGUGUGGGGAGAAAACGAAUCAGAGGGAAAGAGGAAUCCCACAUAUACGAAGUGAGCAUCUCUUCGUGUCUCUCUCUCACGUCACAAAGAACAUGAAGCUGACGGAGGAGUGGGGAGGGGAGAGGGAGUGAGCUUGUAAUCAGUCGAGUUCGCGUGUCAACUUCAGCUCCGAGCGAUACAAGGAAAUAGUCAAGGAAGUAGGAGCCGGUCGAAGGGUAGAAAAGGGUGAAAACUAAGAACGCGUUAAAGUACAACGGUGUAGUUGUACCUAAGUUUAAAGUCAGAUAUUGAGUUGAAAGGUUGGCUUGAGAUCCUCGACGGGUUAAUAAUCUGAAGUUGUCCAGAAAGUGAAAGAACAUUCAGAUUCAAAUUCCAUUUCAAAGGAACUCCAGGAAAUCAAGUGAGAAGAAAACAUCUGUUAGAUUGUAUCAAAAGAAACGGGAUGAGAAAGGAAGAACAACAGGAGACGGUGAGUUUCGAUGAAUCAGUAGUGAUAUCAGUAGCGGCACCUGCCGGUGCAAGUGGAUCACCGACGACGACGACGACGACAACAACGACGACGACGACGUCGACGGCGGCAACGGUGGCAGCGGCGACGACGACGACGAUGACGACGAUGACGACGAAGACGAUGUCGUCGCCGAAGAUGCCGGAUGGAGGCGCUUGCAGCGACGAGGACGAAGUCGAAGGAGGAGGUGGAGGUGUUAUAGGAGGUGGUAUAGGAAGUGGUAGCAAAAUGGGGAAUGAGGAUGAAGUGGAGGAGAUAGAGGGGAUGUUAGAAGAGGAGGAAGAGGAGGAUGAAGAGGUAGAGGAGGAGGAAGAGGAGGAUGAGGAAAGUGAAAGAGGUGAGGAGGAGGAAGAGGAAAGAGUAAAGCAGCAGGAGAACGGCAAUGGGAAGGGUGGAGAUUUCACGGCGCAGAAGACGGCUGGCGUUGGUGGUCUUUCGUUAGGCGAAAGUGGGGGUGGAGGCGGCAUGGGUGGCUUCUGGAGGCAAAGCAGACCCUCCAGUCCCCGCAUGCCGCCUCCGGAGCAGCGGGAGCAGAGGCCAAAGAGCCGACACGAUCCGGCCUUAGCGAGAUACAACAAUCUCGGUUAUUGGAGAGCUAGACGGGUUACUUUUUACAAAAAUGGCGAUCCCUAUUUUCCUGGGGUUGAAUUCAGGUUCAAACCAAGGCGCGAUAUCGGAUCAUUGGAAGCCCUGUUGGACAGAUUAUCUCUCCGUUUGGAUUUACCUAGAGGAGCUCGUUACAUAUUUUCGAUGGAUGGCGAUCGGAAAGUUAAUUUAGAUGAAUUAGAAGAUGGCGCUUCUUACGUCGUGUCAAGCUAUAAAACGUUCAAGCCGGCGAGCUAUGGAAAGAAAAGUAAUAACUGGUACACGACACCAACCAGUGGAGGUAGCAGAGGUGGAGUUAGUGGUAGCGGGACAGGAGGAACCGGAGGUUGGCAAAGUAGACCAGGAGCAGUAGCUAGUCUAAGUAGAAAGGCUUCGAUCACCGAAGAAGCACCACCACCAGGAGGUGGUAAGCCUUCGUCAGGUCGUGUCAUCCGAAUUGUAAAUAAUCAUGAUCAUACUGUUCAGUGCCGUGUUCUACUAAACCUUCGAACGUCUCAACCGUUCGAAGAAGUAUUAGAGGAUCUUGGCCAAGUUUUAAAAAUGAAUGGAGCUAAAAGGAUGUUUACUGUUUCGGGUCAAGAGGUAAGAAGUUUCUCGCAAUUGAGAAACGAAUUCGCCGAUAUAGAUACAUUUUAUUUGGGCACUGGCUCUACUAUGGGUAUAUCUGGUGCUAUAACAGCCUCUCCAACUAGAAGAUCAAGAUCACGUGGACCACCUACAGUGGUGGAAGAUCUUGGCCGUCAGAGACGAGCUCGAAGUAAAAGUAGACCUCGAGCACUCUACGCACCGGAUUCUGAAGUUGUUCGAGUUAAUGAUUACAGUGUCGUAGAAGUUUUAAGAGACGAACCUGUUAGAGUAACUAUCAGAGGUCUGAGAAGAUCAUUUUAUCCGCCAUCACGUUUGCCACCAGUUGAUAAUUCCCCGCCAGAUAAAAAAUUACAAUUAGAAUGGGUCUAUGGUUAUCGUGGUACAGAUACCCGUAGAAAUCUAUGGGUGUUACCAAGUGGAGAAUUAUUGUAUUAUGUUGCUGCAGUUGCAGUUCUCUUUGAUAGAGAAGAAAAUGCACAAAGACAUUAUAUUGGUCAUACCGAGGAUAUUACUUGCAUGGAAAUACAUCCUAGUAGAGAACUCGUAGCAUCUGGUCAAAGAGCUGGCAGGCAUCGAAAAGCACAACCUCAUGUUCGUAUUUGGUCAACGGAAACUCUUCUAACUCUUUAUGUUUUUGGAAUGACCGAAUUUCAAAUAGGAGUAUCAGCAUUGGCUUUCUCUCAAUUGAAUGGUGGUAGCUAUGUACUUGCUGUUGAUGCUGGAAGAGAAGCCAUUCUCUCGGUAUGGCAAUGGCAAUGGGGUCACUUAUUGGGUAAAGUCGCGACUAUGCAAGAAGAUUUAACAGGUGCAGCUUUUCAUCCAUUGGACGAUAAUUUAUUGAUAACGCACGGACGUGGACAUUUAACAUUUUGGAAUCGACGGAAAGACGGCUUUUUCGAACGGACUGAUAUUAUUAAACCUCCAUCGCGCACACAUGUGACGAGUAUUCAAUUCGAACAAGACGGUGACGUUAUCACGGCUGAUAGUGAUGGAUUUAUUACGGUAUAUUCGGUUGAUGCAGACGGUGCUUAUUUCGUUAGAAUGGAAUUUGAAGCUCAUAACAAAGGGAUCAGUUCUCUGGUAAUGUUGUCCGAAGGUACCUUGCUGUCUGGUGGUGAAAAAGAUCGCAAAAUUGCGGCGUGGGACUCUCUACAAAAUUACAAACGUAUUACCGACACGAAAUUACCGGAAUCAGCCGGAGGAGUUCGUAGUAUUUAUCCUCAACGGCCAGGAAGAAACGAUGGCAAUAUUUACGUUGGAACGACGAGAAAUAUUAUAUUGGAGGGAUCUUUACAAAGAAGAUUCAAUCAAGUAGUUUUUGGUCAUGGGAGACAAUUAUGGGGCCUUGCUGUGCAUCCAGAUGAUGAAGUUUUUGCCACAGCAGGUCAUGAUAAAAAUAUUGCACUUUGGCGAAGACAUAAAUUGUUAUGGACAACACAGGUUGGCUUUGAAUGCAUUUGCAUAGCAUUUCAUCCUUUUGGUGUAGCUUUAGCUGCGGGUUCAUCUGAUGGACAUUUGCUUGUCUUAGCAGCCGAUACAGGUGCUGCUGUAGCAACUUUAAGAGUUUGUGGAUCGCCUUUAUCAUGUAUUGGAUAUAAUCCAACCGCUGAAACCGUUGCGAUGGGCUCACAAAAUGGUAGUAUAUAUCUCUUCCGAGUAUCAAGGGACGGCUUUUCUUACAAAAAAAGUAACAAGAUACGUGGAACACAACCUUUGGUACAACUCGAUUGGAGUUCUGAUAACAGAUUUUUGCAAACGGUGACGCAGGACUAUGAUCUUGUUUUCUGGGAUGUAAAAGCACUUUCAUCUGAAAAAAGUCCAUUAGUUAUGAAAGAUGUUAAAUGGCAUACACAUAAUUGUACAGUAGGAUAUAUGGUCUCAGGUAUGUGGAAUAAUCGUUAUUACCCAUUGACAACGGUUCUCACCACGGCCUGUAGAUCAGCAGCACACGACAUGCUUGUGAGCGGAGACGCCGAAGGUUACUUAAGACUUUUUAGAUAUCCAUGCACCAGCGCAAAAGCGGAAUACGUCGAAGAGAAGGUUUACAGCUCGUUGGUAGCUUGUGCUAGAUUUUUGUACAAUGAUCGAAAUAUCGUUACCGUUGGAGGAACCGAUGCUGCCCUUAUGCUUUGGGAAUUAGUGGAUGAAUAAGAAUAUAUAUAUAUAUAAAUUAUAUAUAUAUAUAUAAAAAUUGUUAGAGUGAGAUCACAGGAGACAGACGAAUUCUAAUAUUUGAGGGAUAGAUCAUUUUUGUUAACUUUUUUUUUAGAUACUUCAUCUUUUUUUUUUUUUUCUUUUUUUUUAAUCACUUUCAAUAAAUGCAUGUCCAUUAUCAGAACUUUAGAUACCGAACUACUUAACGAACUUACAAACCACUUGACUCAGUGUUCAAUCUUUUUCUAUACCCAUCGUUAAACACAAACAGAAACAGAAUAAACAAAAAUUUGCAGUAAUGCAGUAUAAAUAUUAAUAAUAAUAAUAAUAAUUAACAUUUUCUUCGAGAAUUAUUGAAUUAAUGUAUUG
Molecule: messenger RNA, 4282 nt
Organism: Vespula pensylvanica (western yellowjacket)
Lineage: Eukaryota; Metazoa; Arthropoda; Insecta; Hymenoptera; Vespidae
Gene: DCX-EMAP
Product: echinoderm microtubule-associated protein-like CG42247
Exons: 19
Coding region: 500-3910 (1136 amino acids)
Biological process (GO): microtubule cytoskeleton organization; intracellular signal transduction
Cellular component (GO): mitotic spindle
Molecular function (GO): microtubule binding
Source: RefSeq, a predicted model, not a curated record